ACUUUCAGUUUCUACUCAGUGUACUUUGUACUUCAGAAGAAAGACUGUAGUUUCUGUCUAGUUUUGUGAGAUCAGAUCUAAAAAGGAGAACAGACGGUCUACUGGACACACAAAAGAGAGGGUUGUUCCACCCUCCUACAACAGCAACAGCAUCUUGUAGUGUUUGGGUUGAAAAGAGAACUGCUGCUUCUCAUCGUGCUGACUGAUCUUUAAGCAAAGAGUUCCUCUUUUCGGUGAAAACAAAACCCCAGUAGGCUUACAGGAAAUGACACAUCGAACUUGUUUUUUGUGUCUAUUCCUUUCUUUCUUAGCCAUGAUCAGUGCAGAGGAAACAGAAAGGGGUUCAUGCUACCGGAUAGCUACUGGAGCGCUCGCCGGUGUGGUGUUUGGUGACAUCACACUUACGAUACUGAUUGUCGCUGCUACAUAUUACUGUGCUAGUAAGCGCAGAAUCAAGAAGGAAAAGGCUGAUAAAGUCUACAUGAAUGUCAGAGCCAACUGCAAGAACUAAAAGGGAUUGAAGAGGAUGAAGAACUGAAAUCAACUCUGCCAAAAAAAAACAGCUUGUGUGUUCACACUCUUACUUUUUACACCAUAAAUUUAUAUUUAUACACCAUAUUUAUUUGUGCUGUAUAAAUCUGUUUAGCAAAAUCUUCAACUACUUUUUCUUCAUCCAACAAUUAAAGUAGCUAGAUGUCUUCGUGUUAUUUAUAGUUCAUGUAUUAAAUGUUACCCAAUGUUUUGAGUGAUUCUCAGUCACUAUUAUUAGUUAAAAAGGAAUUUUAUUUAAUUCUAUUGGUCUGUAUUGAAGCUAAAUGUUUAAUGCACACAUCAUACGAGUGUAUAAUAAAGAAAAGAGAUUUCAGGGAAAUUUCUUAGGCAACUAAAUUUAACUAAAUUUGUCUUCAGGUUUUUUGACCAAAUUAUUAACACAACUAUUAACAACAAUACUUUGCAUCAUACAAAACUAUACAAAACUCUUCAAUAACCGUCGUGAACCUUAUGUGCACUGAAUCUUGAUGUUUACUAACGUUUUUUUAACUGACGGAACCACCACGGCUUUGUAAAUGCUCUUUUCCCAGAGCAUAAAGAGCUUUUUUAGAACCUGGCAGUCAAAAAGUCCAACUAGCUAUGGCCCAAACGCCUGGUCCAUCUAAAGUCUCUCUCAUUUUAUCUGUCAGUAAAACCGACAGAUCUUUAAGAAAUCAGACAUCAUGUAUCAUUAUUCAUAGGUGGUCAAGUUUCACUCUUGACACCUUGAACUUCUGGACACUCCUGGAAGCUUGCAGGUCUAAAAUAUGGUGGUGUCGGAGACUAACAGAUUCCUUUUAGUCAAUGGAAAGUCUUUUGAUGUCAACUUGCACCCUUUCUACUCCACGAGUUUUUGCGUCCCAGUCGUGUAUUCAUAACAAAGUUUGCCUGUCCAUUUUCCUUUUGUAAAGAUGCCACCUGAUAAUUAUGUACACCUCAUACAGGUGUUACUCACUUAAAACAACACAGUUUAAAUAAAUUGAAGCUUCUGUACAUUUGCGCCAUGUGAAUCAUUUUACGCUCAUGAAUAAAUGUAUUUCGAUCACAUUUUGUUUUUCGCCCUUUUUUUCAUCCGUAGUACAGUGUGAUAAGCCGAUGUCAUCGUUUACCAAAAAAUCACUGUAUCUGUUUAAAGUAUGUAACAUUACACCAACAAUACAAGAAUUACUUUUGUAAAAAUGUACAUUACUGUUUAAAACAAGUUGGGGAUUAACUGCGUAUAGCUAUAUUUUAUUUCGCACACAAUCAACAUGUACAUGCAGUAGUAGUAACAAAUUUAUUGUGCUGGUUGAAAUGAUCUUGUACAUUAUUUCCCUGAUAAAACAAAAUAAAGCUAAUCUGAUUAUAAAACUGUGA
This is a messenger RNA of Tachysurus fulvidraco (yellow catfish), 1887 nucleotides long. RefSeq names its product hematopoietic cell signal transducer (gene hcst). Gene Ontology annotation, biological process: positive regulation of phosphatidylinositol 3-kinase/protein kinase B signal transduction; regulation of immune response. The transcript has 6 exons. The record is from RefSeq and is a predicted model, not a curated record. Gene Ontology annotation, cellular component: membrane. NCBI's taxonomy places the organism in Eukaryota, Metazoa, Chordata, Actinopteri, Siluriformes, Bagridae. The coding region runs from base 266 to 511 and encodes 81 amino acids. Gene Ontology annotation, molecular function: signaling receptor binding; phosphatidylinositol 3-kinase binding.